Molecule: messenger RNA, 2110 nt
Organism: Pelagomonas calceolata
Lineage: Eukaryota; Pelagophyceae; Pelagomonadales; Pelagomonadaceae
Source: the annotation of a GenBank genome assembly
GCUCUGUCCCGCUCCCCCCGAUAAAAACGCGCCUGUGUUACCAAGCUGCGAGCUGCAAACAACGACACACGUGCCCGGUCUUUCGCUGCUGCAUCAAUUUUGCACGCAUCGUCGCUACAAGAGCCUGACACAGCCGCGCUCUCCCAAACAAGAUCCAUUGAAACGCUGCGUAAACGCUAGUUAAUCAAUAUGGAGGCCACCCACAGCGCCGAGGCCGCCGAAAAGAAGGGCCUGCCGUCAGGUUGGACCGCGUCGCGCACCAAGGCCGGCCGCUGGACCUACAUCGCGCCGGACGGCGAGGAGUUCUCGAGCCUCGCGUCGGCCAAGACCGCGGCCGCCAGCCAGAAGCCGCCACGCGUCUCCGAGUCGCCGACGGCGCGCCCCGGCGCCGCGGGCAUCGACCGGUCGACCGGCGCCCUGGCGCGCGCGGCCGACCCCGUGCAGCGCGCCAAGGCGGCAGCCGCGGCCGCGCAAGCUGAGGCCAUCCUGCCCUCGACGGGCGACGACGGCCUGAGCCAGUACGAGCGCGAGCGCCUCGGCCGCAUCGCGCGCAACGAGGCGUUCAUGCAGUCGCUCGGGCUGGGCGGCGGAUUAGCGGGCGGCACGCCGGGCGGCAAGCGCGCCGCGGCGUCGCAGCGCGGCGUGCCCCGCAAGAAGGUGAAGAAGGCUCCGGCCGGGCCCGCGCGCCGGUCGCCGAGAUUGGAGGAGGAAAAGACGGGCAAGAAGGCCUCCGAGCCCCUCGCGGCGCUCUCCUACUCCACGGCCGAGGCCAAGCCCGAGCGCGAGCGCCUCACGGGCGACCACGCCUACCGCGUCGACGGCUUCGACUCCGCGCGCACGGCUCAGCCAUUCUCGGCCAAGCAGGCCGAGUCGGCCGCCGCGCGCGUCAAAGCGCUCAAGGCUUCAAAUGCAGACGCCGAGGCCAUUGAAGAGGCCGAGGCCGACCAGAAGGCCUGCGACGCGGAGGCCGCCGAGGCCCUCGCGGCCGUGACGGCCGAGGACGCCGAGGAGCGGGCCGACGCGGCGCGCCUCGUGGCGCGCGUCGCCGGCGCGGCGAGCGGCACGCGCAAGGCGCUGAGCGAGGCGCGCUACGCCACGUCCCUGCAGCAGAUGCGCAUCCGCGACGUCGACAUCGCCAAGGUGACGCAGGCCCGGACCUACGCGCUCGCCUGGCAGCCGCGUUCUGAUAGGUUACUGAUCGCGUCGGGCGACGUGAACGGCCAGCUCGGGCUCUGGGACGUCGACGAGGCGGACGCCGAGAAGUGCUGCUGGUCGCUCAGUCGGGCUCAUAGCCGGCCCGUGACGGCGUUGUACUGGGACGGCGGUUCCGUGAUUUCGGGCGGCUACGACUCGCUCGUGCGCAAGUGCGCGCUGGACCACGCGCCCCUGGUCUCGACGGUCGUCGCCGAUUACUACGACGACGACGUCGACGACCUCACGCACUUCUGCCUCCAGGGCGACGUGGUGUGGGGCGCCCACAAGUGCGGCGGCGUGUCUCGAUUUGAUUCUAGGGCCGGGUCUCCCACCUCGAAGAAGCUCAUUAUCGACGCUCAUGGGAGGAAAACGGCCCACAUCGGCGUGCGGCCCGGCCACGAGUUCCACCUCACGACGUCGUCGAACGACGGCUCGGUCGUCGUCUGGGACGUGCGCAAGCUCAAGCCCAAGAAGCCGACGGAGGUCUGGGCCUACGAGCACGCCAAGUCCGUGCACGGCUUCUGCUGGUCGGCGGACGGCAAAACGCUGGCCUCGUGCUCCUACGACGACACGGUCGGCUUCCACGAUGUGGAUAAGGACACGACCGUGUCCGUGCGCCACGACAACCGCACGGGCCGCUACCUGACGCCCUUCAAGCCGACGAUGGACCCGCACGCUCCCUUCCCGGCGGUCAUCAUGGGCUCCAUGGGCCGGCCGCGCUGCGUCGACGUGCUCCGGGCCAAGGCGCCGAACACGCUCAUCAAGUUGAACGACCGCGACAACGUCUUCCACGCGGUCACGUCGCUCCACGACGUCCACCCCUACGCGCACGUCAUCGCCGGCGCGAACAACAGCGGCCGGCUCUCGAUCUGGCGCGCCUGAGCCCCUGUCUACUAACCUGAACGUUGUAUGAAAA